AUGGAAACGGAAGUAGAGAUGGGGAACGUGCAAUUGAAAAAGGAAAAAGACAAGCAACAGUUUCUUAGUUGGGCCAAUUUAUUAUUGUCUAGUCUUAUUCCUCUAAUGAUUGGUGUAUUUACAAUCGCAGUCACAAUUCAACAACAACAAAUUUCUGAUCGUCAACGUCAGCAAGAUCAAAACCAAGCAGAUGAUUUACAAAAGGAGAAUGUUUUUACAGGUUAUAUUGACGAUAUAUCAAAAUUAAUAUUAAACACAUCACAAUUAAGUAAUACCGAGCAAAGUUUAUUGUAUAUUAGAACAAAAACUCUAACAGCACUUCGAAAGUUAGGCGUACCAAGAAAAACACAUUUAAUUCUGUUUCUCUAUGAAAGUAAACUUAUUUAUAAUAAUCAAUCGUCAGCAACACAGCGUCUAGUAGAUUUGUCUGGAGCCGAUCUAACGAACUUAUUGUUCGAUGUCGAUAGUUCAACAACAUUACGAUAUAAUUUUUCACAUCUCUAUUUACCGAAUGUUAAUCUGAUAAAUGCAACAUUUAUAGACUGUGAACUAACACAUAGUAAUUUUGAUGGAUCAAUAAUGAAUAACGCAAAUUUUAUUCAUACAGAUUUGAGGCAUACAACAUUCAAAAAAUCCAUAUUACAUAAGGCAAAGUUUCAGUCAAAAACAAUUUUGGGUUCAGUUGAUUUUACUGGAGCAUUACUUGUACAUGCUGAUUUUAAAGAUUCUGUCGUUGAAUCUGUUAAUUUUACGAAUGCUAAUCUUGAUAAAGCAAGCUUAACCAUUAAUCAGCUAGAACCAAGUAGAACAGAAUAUCAUCAUAGAUUUGAUCAAGCAAUAUUUCCAAAUGGUACAUUUGGUCCAGUUAAAGAAAAAAAUUUAGUGCAAAACAGCGGUGCUGAAGAAAAUUGUCCAGUUACUAAUAUAUCAUCUCCAAACAUAAAUAUGUGGACAAUUCAUACAGGCGUUUUACUAACAGCCUCUUAUAAUAACUCGUCUGAUCAUCAUAUUAAUAAUUUUGGUAGGUGCUAUUUUUUGGCAUUUGAAACGGCUAGAGUAUAUCAACAGAUUAAUGUUGGAAAUUAUUCACUGUUGAUCGAUCAAGAAAAAGCACAAUAUAAUUUAUCCGCAUAUCUUGGAUGUGUUAAACAUGACGGACAAAUGCAUGGUACUGUUUGGAUAGACUUUGUGACAAAUGAAGAAUUAUUUACUGGCAACAGGGACUUCGGUUUGUUAGCAACCAAGGGUAUGAGAUAUAAUACAAUAUUGGGAAUAAUACCUUACAAAACACGUCGAAUUGAAGUAAACAUUGAGUAUACAAACUUUGUCGAUAACGAAAAAGUCAAGUUGUGUAUAUUUGAUAACAUACAAUUGUCGAUUAAAAAAAUCCCUUAA
This is a messenger RNA of Didymodactylos carnosus, 1395 nucleotides long. NCBI's taxonomy places the organism in Eukaryota, Metazoa, Rotifera, Eurotatoria, Philodinida, Philodinidae. The record is from the annotation of a GenBank genome assembly.